AUGUCACAGAAACAGGUUGAAGGCGUCGUUGUCGGCACGGAUACUUUAGAAGAGAAGGAAAGAACGGAAAGAGCGGACGAGCUAAACCAACCACCACUAAAGGAAAUAGAAACAGUGAUCAUAGAAGAUGAAACUCCGAUCAGUAAACACCCUAUGAUAAUGCCUAUGCCUCCACAGACACAAGAGAAUCCUCUAAAAAUCUCAUCGGUCAAUAGCAUGAAGUCAGUUGAACCGAUUCCGUCCAAUUUAUUGAACGUUGCGGUUGGUGCGGACGGGUUCUUGUAUAUACUGCCAUCAUCGGGCGUCCCUGUUAUACCACAACAGCUUACCGUACAACAGCUGGAAACGUGUUCGUACACGUCACAGAUUAAUUCUGUUAAUAACGGAGUCAUCUCAGGCGCAGAAAACAGAACUAUGGUUUCUGCUAAUAACGGACUCAUGUCAAGUGCAGAAAACGGUGCUAUGGUUUCUAUUAAUAACGGAGUCAUAUCAAGAGUAGAAAACAGAACUAUGGAAUCUGUUAAUAACAGACUCAUGUCAAGCGCGGAAAAAAGAAGUACGGUGCCAGCGAAACAAAAGAGUAAAAGGCCAAGACAGCUCGAAGAUGAUCCUUCUAGAGGUACAAGUGAUGAUGAUGUCAUAUUAAUCGGUGAUGAAGAGCCCGAAGCUCAGGAGCAAGUUGUCAAGUACCCAAUCAGAAUAGACUCCAAGGUCGAUUGGGAGGACAAAAUACCUAUAGACAUUAUAUCUUUUGUGGACAGUAAAUCAUCGAAUGUCACCUCUAAAGUUAAGGGACCAAAGAUUAGCUUGCACAAGAACAUUCAAACGAACAUGUGA
Messenger RNA from Parnassius apollo (apollo), 837 nucleotides. NCBI's taxonomy places the organism in Eukaryota, Metazoa, Arthropoda, Insecta, Lepidoptera, Papilionidae. The record is from the annotation of a GenBank genome assembly.